GCCUGAAUGUUUCGGCGCCUGCGCAGAUUGGGGAACGUUCUGGAAGACAGCGGAGCUGCCGCCAUUUUGCGGGAAGAGGAGCGGCUCCGAUUGUAGUGGGGCUCUUACUGCUGAGUAUCUGGAAGGGAGCCGUGCUUCGCGUCCCCCGACACACCCAAAGGAACGGAGGGAACCGGGACCCCCCCCGCCCUGCGGGGACCCGGAACUGAUCUGCUACAAUGGCGUCCGAUGACUUUGAUAUAGUGAUUGAGGCCAUGCUGGAGGCUCCCUAUAAAAAAGAGGAGGAUGAGCAGCAAACUAACGAGGUUGAAAAGGAGAGCCCUAGUAACACCACCAACAGCACCAGCCGUACCGGCAGCAGUGGCAGUGGCACCAGUGGGAGCAGCGCCAGUGGGGAGGCAAGCAAGAAGAAGAGGAGUCGGAGCCAUAGUAAAAGCAGGGAUAGAAAACGCAGUCGUAGUCGAGACCGUCAUAGGCGGAGAAGCAGUCGGAGCCGGAGUCGAGAUCGGCAGCGUCGUCACCGCAGCCGUAGCUGGGAUCGUCGACAUAGUAGUGAGUCACGAAGUCGAGACCGACGUCGUGAGGAUCGUGUGCGCUACAGGAGUCCACCGCUUGCCACUGGGCGUAGGUAUGGACACAGUAAGAGUCCUCAUUUCCGAGAGAAGAGCCCAGUCAGGGAGCCAGUUGAUACUCUGAGUCCUGAGGAGCGGGAUGCCCGCACGGUGUUCUGUAUGCAGUUAGCUGCCCGCAUUCGGCCUCGAGACCUGGAGGACUUUUUCUCGGCUGUUGGCAAGGUUCGAGAUGUACGUAUCAUCUCAGAUCGGAACUCACGUCGUUCUAAGGGCAUUGCCUAUGUGGAAUUCUGUGAGAUCCAGUCUGUGCCGCUGGCCAUUGGGCUGACCGGGCAGCGGCUGCUGGGAGUGCCUAUCAUUGUACAGGCCUCACAGGCUGAGAAAAACCGACUGGCAGCCAUGGCCAACAACCUGCAGAAGGGCAGUGGUGGACCAAUGCGCCUCUUUGUGGGCUCCCUGCACUUCAAUAUCACCGAGGACAUGCUCCGGGGCAUCUUUGAGCCCUUUGGCAAAAUUGAUAAUAUUGUCCUGAUGAAGGACUCAGAUACAGGCCGCUCUAAAGGUUAUGGUUUUAUUACGUUCUCUGACUCUGAGUGUGCCCGCCGGGCCCUGGAACAGUUGAAUGGCUUUGAGCUUGCUGGUCGGCCUAUGAGGGUUGGCCAUGUGACCGAGCGACUGGAUGGUGGCACAGACAUCACUUUUCCUGACGGAGACCAGGAGCUGGAUCUGGGAUCAGCGGGUGGACGUUUGCAGCUCAUGGCCAAAUUGGCAGAAGGCUCUGGAAUCCAGCUGCCGACCACCGCUGCUGCUGCCCAAGCUGCUGCCUUGCAACUGAAUGGAGCAGUUCCUUUGGGGGCCCUGAACCCAGCGGCUUUGACUGCUCUGAGUCCGGCCCUGAACCUCGCCUCCCAGGCAAUCGCCUCCCAGUGCUUCCAGCUUUCCAGCCUCUUUACCCCCCAAACCAUGUGAGUCUCAAGGCCCAGCUCAUUUCAGUGUUCACAGUUCCUUUCUUUCCUCCGGCUUCCCGUUUACAUCUUCUCCAUGCCACAGGUAAUGAGUGGCGCAGUCCACUGCCUCCCUCUGCCUCUGGGUCCUGCCACUCCCUUCUCCACGUCUACCCUUCCAUGGCCCCUUCUCUCCAUUCUGUGGACCAAACCAUCCUGAGGGUGUGAACAUUGACGGUGGGGGAACUGGGACCCCCCUCGGACACCAAGGAGAGCUCCUGCCCACCGCAGCCGCAGUGGGAAUGGACCCUGGUGAGCAAAGCUGCCAGUUGAAGAGAACAGAAUCUGCACUUGCAUUGAACAUCUGUUUCUCUGUGUUGAUCGUCUCCUGGGAUGACCUUCCUUGCCCUUUCCAACCACCUCUUACUGAUUCCUUGAUUCCUCCCCCAUUGGGAAGGCCAUAGGGCAUUAACUGAAGGAACUAACCGCUCUCUGCCUGCCUGUACCUUUACCCUACAAUCUGUCACGGAAAACCUUUAAGACCUCUGGUCUGUGAGGACUUUGGAGUUUGAGGGAGUGAACCUUGAAAGUGCUGGCUUGCUGCUACAAGGGCCCUGGAAGAUAGCACGGACAUGUGCGUUGGGAAGCCUGCCUUAAACCUUAGCUUGGGGCCAGAACUGCUACUGUGGGCUCAACAUCUUGCUGGGAGGUGUGGGAAUGAUCUCUCCUGCCAGCCGUUUUGGAUGUCUUAGGGGCAUUUGGGAGUUCAGUGAAAGGUGGGGUACCUUUCUGUUAUCUUCCAUCUUCCUUUGUGUAGUUGUCCUUCCUUUGGCCCAGGGUGGGAGGAUGGAGGGGAGGCUGCUUCUCUCCACCACUUCCAUGUGCCUCUGGAGACUGGGGGCUCAAGCCCAGCUGGGCACACGUGAGUCUUUCUCACUGUAUUUUAUACCCUUGUGUCUGUGUACAUAAAUAUAAAUAUAUAUAUAUAAACUUUGUACAAAAGGCAGGUCCCACAGUUGUGGCGGCAGCUGCCCAUGUGUGUGGUCUCGGUCCAGUGGUGUGUCUGUCUGACGUUAACUUAUCCUGAGCCAAAACCACGAAUGGUUCUAGGGAUAUAAAACAUUUGUAAUGCCA
This is a messenger RNA of Balaenoptera ricei (Rice's whale), 2650 nucleotides long. It is a transcript of the gene RBM23, whose product is annotated as RNA binding motif protein 23. Gene Ontology annotation, biological process: mRNA processing. The record is from RefSeq and is a predicted model, not a curated record. Lineage: Eukaryota; Metazoa; Chordata; Mammalia; Artiodactyla; Balaenopteridae. Bases 219 to 1541 code for a protein of 440 amino acids. Gene Ontology annotation, cellular component: nucleus. Gene Ontology annotation, molecular function: RNA binding. The transcript is spliced from 13 exons.